Messenger RNA from Acaulospora morrowiae, 217 nucleotides. NCBI's taxonomy places the organism in Eukaryota, Fungi, Glomeromycota, Glomeromycetes, Diversisporales, Acaulosporaceae. The record is from the annotation of a GenBank genome assembly.
AUGAACCCUAUUUAUAUUUUUACGGAUAAAGACCAUCGUAAUCAUAUUCAAAGAAUAAAAAAUUCCACAUUAUCUCCACCCUUAAUAGAUUCCCUUACUUAUUCCACCUGUAUAUCACAAAUCUUUUUGACCACUAGUGCUCACUUCUUGACUGGAUUUAGUAUCGAAAUGUUUCCCUUCAACACUGGGGAUUACGAAACGAAUGGUAAACUCGAAG